AUGGCUGUCGAAUCAGAAGAAGUUCACCAUGAGUCAUCUGAAGAAUACGACUCUGAAGAAUACGAAGAUGAUGAGGAGGUGCUCGAUACUGAGCACAUAUAUGUGGAAAUGGAAGAAGAUGAUUUCAAGACACAGUGUAAAGAGAGAUGCAAGGAUGCUUUCCUUAACUUCAGUUCUGAUUAUGAAGAUAAUGAAGCCGAUGAAGACAAUGACUUAGUUGAUGAAGAUGAAGAAGGGUUUGGUUCAGAAGAGGAAAUCGAUGACACAUCAGGGGCUAAUGAUCUUGAUUUGGGAGAUGCGGUUGGUGCAGGCUUCCCCAUUCACGACCCAUCAGUUAAGUGGAAUAAGAUGAAGCCCCUUCUUGGUGAAAGGUAUGAAUCACCACAUCAGUUGCAACAAUGUCUCACUAAUUAUGCUAUUAAGUCAGGUUAUAACAUUAAAUUUGCGAAGUGUGACACUGUGAGAUUAACUGCCAAAUGUGGUUCUAAGAUGAAGUCUCAACCCUGCCCAUUCAGAGUUCAUGCUUCCUGGAUGACUCAAGAAAGGUCUUUUCAGAUUAAAACCUUAGUCGAUGAGCACAAAUGUGUUAGAAAUUUCAAUAUUUCAAAUUUACUGAGUCCCAGAUGGCUAGCAAGACACUUUUUGAAGGAGUUGAUAAUGAAACCUAACUUGAAGUGUAAGGAGAUGCAAUCAAUAAUUAGGACCAAAUUUCAUUGUGGUGUGUCUUGGUCUAAGGAUUACAGAACAAGGUGUAGAGCAAUGACCAUUAUAGAUGGUAAACUCACAGAACAUUAUGCUAGGGUGUGGGACUAUUGCCAUGAGUUACUAAGGUCAAAUCCUGGUAGCACUGUCCAAGUUGGUGUCACUGAAGGUUGGAAAAUAGGGUGUCGUAGGGUAAUUGGUCUAGAUGGAUCUUUCUUGAAAGGGACAUGUAAAGGAGAAUUACUCACAACAAUAGGGAGGGAUGCAAACAACCAAGUUUAUCCAAUUGCCUGGGCAGUUGUUAACAUUGAAAACAAAGCUAAUUGGAAAUGGUUUCUGGAACUGCUCACAGAGGAUCUUAAUCUGCUAGAUGGAGGAGGGUUUACUGUAAUUUCUGAUCAACAUAAGGGAUUGCUUGAAGCAACCAAGGAAAUCCUACCAAAUGUGGAGCAUAGACAGUGUGCAAGACACAUAUAUGCUAACUUUAGGAAGACCUAUUCUGGAGUGGAGUUCAAGAAUAUGUUCUGGGCAGCUUCCUUAUCAACUGUAGAAAGUGAAUUUCUGAGGAAAAUGGAUGAUAUAAAAGAGGUUAAUCCAAAUGCUUAUGAACAUUUGAUCGCAAGAGAUCCUCACACAUGGUGCAAGACAUAUUUUAGGACUGAUGUAGCAUGUGAGGCAGUUGAAAAUGGCAUUGCAGAUUGCUUCAACGUCAUCAUAUUGGAUGCUAGAAAGAAACCCCUUCUAGCAAUGUUUGAAGAAAUUAGGUUGUACAUGAUGGAUAGGUUCUACCAUAUGUUACAAAAGGCAGAAAAGUGGGAAUUAGUGGUUUGUCCAGCUGCUAUAAAAAAAUGA
Lactuca sativa (garden lettuce) is the source of this 1554-nucleotide messenger RNA. RefSeq lists its product as uncharacterized. The record is from RefSeq and is a predicted model, not a curated record. NCBI's taxonomy places the organism in Eukaryota, Viridiplantae, Streptophyta, Magnoliopsida, Asterales, Asteraceae.